Messenger RNA from Bicyclus anynana (squinting bush brown), 3474 nucleotides. RefSeq names its product protein giant-lens (gene aos). Lineage: Eukaryota; Metazoa; Arthropoda; Insecta; Lepidoptera; Nymphalidae. The record is from RefSeq and is a predicted model, not a curated record. Bases 146 to 976 code for a protein of 276 amino acids. The transcript has 4 exons.
CGGCGCGCCCGACGUCAGUCCGAGCCCGUUCGACCCGCAAACAACUCGUACACGAAAUCUCCGAAGCGUACCUUCGGAACACUUCGCACACGUCCGAAGCGCAACUUCCCAAGUGACAACUUCUGUAACUCGAUCGACAGUGAUCAUGCAAGUGCUUACAACGCUUCUGUUUGCGUGCGUGCUGGCCGCCGUCCGCGCCGUGAUCCGGACGCCGCUCGAAGCGUUCCGGCCUUCCGGAGAGAUCCACAUCCGAAGGCCGGACAAGUUGCCACUCCUCCCGCACAGGAGGUCAAACUCAGCCAAGAGCGGCCUAAAAGUCCUCUAUCAAACUGGAGUAUCCGAGGAAGACUUGCCGGACUGCAGGCCGCGGCAGGUGUGUAAUAAAGUGGACUUAUACGAGUCUACACAACCCUGGAUCGAGAGGAAGUGCCGAUGUUUGGGUCACAGGCCUUGUUCUAGUGACCUAUCAGACGACGACAACCACACGCUAGCAGACAAGACGACGCUAUACAAAACCUGCGAACCAGUGAAACGGUUACCAAAGUGCCGGUACUUCAAAGACGCCGCCUGGGUCAUCUACUCGUUCCCUGACAGCAAUGCGACCCAGCAGAUCGUCAACUGCCACUGUCCAAAGUUAUCUGUCACUUAUCUACUGAGGAAGUUGCCGUAUACGACACCUAGCGGCAUAGAGGGGAACCAGUACCAGUUUGCGUGCUCGCCUCAAAGCAGAUUACGCUGUUCCCGCAAAGAGCCCUGCAAGUUGUUCAGUGCGAGGCGCCGUCACGAACAAAUCGACGAAGUGAACGCGAGCACCAUCUGCCAGUGCCCAAGGGAUCACACAUGUCCCAAACACCAUACGGAACCAGGAGUGCUACCCGGAGUGACCUACGUAGCUGAGGACAUCCGCACAUAUCAUGGUUACUGCUUACCAGGCCCACCGCCCGAGACUUACAGAUUCGUAGGCGACAAAGACUGAAAAAACAUCCCACAACCCCAUACUGUGAUCGCUUCAAUUGUACCGAGUGGUGCGUGCGUUUCGAUUAGGCAGCUUCUAUGAUUUGCUCAUUACCUGUUUAGUACAAAAUUUUAAAUAUAUUAGGACACCGAAAUGAAUUCAUCCCUUUGAUAGUGCUACAGAGUUGCGAGCUAGAUUGUGGAUAGUAUUUUUUAAGUAGGAUUUCGAUGUACUGAGUGAUAGUGUUUUUGUAUGGUAUUGUAAUAAUCAACGCUUUUAGGGUGCAUUCAAAUAAGGUGCGUUAUAACGCGUUAUACCUCUCUUUAAAAAUUGGAAUAUUCGGGAACACACAGAGACGCGAUUAUAUAGAAGUAAACUAGGGCGGUAUAUUAAAUAAAUUAAAAAAAAUAAUAAUACUAAAUUUAAAAUCCCGAUUACCGUAGUAAAACGACUAGUAGGUAUAAUUUAAAAAUCUUUCAUCCUACAAAUAAAAUAGGUUUUAAACUUCAUGUACCUACAUGUAAUUUUUGAUAUUCAAUUAAGACUUCAGACCGGAACACAGCAAUGCUGUUUCAAUGAAUCAGUACAAUCACUGUUACGCCGGUUACAGACGGUCAAGUAUACAAAAAUAUCGAAAUAUGGUUAUUGGUGUAGCGCUGUAUACUUGACCAUCUGUGGUCGAUGUUAAGUAGAUUAACUUGAUGAUGAAAAUGAUAUUAAACAAAUUAAAUAAAAACGUUUUAUUUGUAUAAAAUACAUUCGAGUGUGAAGCUUAAAGAAAACAAUAUUCACACAACAAAUAACAUGAUGGAUAGUUUGAAUGCACUCUAAAUGUGUGCAUAAUUUUAAUUUGUUUUAGCCUGUAUUAAAGACUUUUUUACUUUUAUAUCCUAGCUGCAUUUGAUAAAGUUGAUAUACCUACGAAUGAAAAGCGUUGAAAUAACUUGUACAUAAUUUGCAACAAAGCGCUUCCUAUCGUAUUGUAUCGUAUCUGUUAUAUUUUGUAAAUAUAAAUAUUAGUUUAAGUAUCAUUCCAAACGAUAGUUUAAAUUAUUUUAUAUUUUUUUUCAUAUUUUAAAUAUUUACUUGCCAUACUUGCGUAGUUGUUGCGUUUUUUAAUUAUGUAAAAGUUUUUUUUUUAUCAUAAAACCUUUGUUCAUUUAUGUCUUCCAUUCUAGAGGGCAGUUUAAUAUAAAACACAAAGAAAUUGAGGUAUAAAGAGCCAACGUCGGGAGUAAAACAUGACAGGCUAAUUCACAAGUGCUCUUAUAGUCAACUUUUUAUAUCAGUCACUUGUCAAAAAGUUGGCAUAAAAGCACAUGUUUGAGACCAUGUCAUAAGAUAUCGGUUCUUAUGCCAGACAUUUACGAUAAAUUAACGAGUGCCGUCCAGUUUGUGUCGCGCUAAGGGAUGCGACAGUAAAUAAAAAACAACGAAACCGUAACGAUUUCGAUUUUUUUACCCUUAUUCGCGCUGCAGCAUGGACGGUGAACUUGAUCGUGUGUGACUGGCAUUAAACCCGCCAAAUCCUCAAAUUUUGUGUACGUAAUAGUUUAAUAUGAUUGUUUUGUUUUUAUUUAAGAUUUAAUUAAAAAUGUUAGAUUGAGCCUGUCAGUCUAUCUGUUGGAGAUAUUUGUUACAGAAUAGAAUCUAUGGAUCGAGAGCCGCAUUACAUUAACCUUGUGUAAUGUUUUACAUAUCUAUGCCUAUUCUUUGAUAACAGUUUUAAGUACAUACGUGCGGAAUAACUUGACACUUGGCUCUAACAAUGUUUGUAUGGAUAUGUUUAUUAGCCAGGUGUCAAGUUAAUGCGCACAUGUUAUAAAGACACCGGCAAUCUUCCAUCUUCAUAUAAAAUUUGUAUGAAUAUUACCACUACAUCCCAAGUCAAUGCUCCUAGCAUGCAGUGUAACAUUUGGAUAAUCAUUUGGCAAGAUGUAGUAAUUUUUAAAGCUCUCAACAAAGUAUUUGGAAUGCUUGCGGAGUUAAAAUAAUAUCAAGUCAACCAUUGGCAAUUAUUCUCACGUUUCUGCAGCGCAAACGGCAGCCAAGACGUUUCACAAGUCAGCCGUCAUGCACGCAGCGGCCAAUACACGAUCGGUUAUAGCCGUGGGUGCUGCAGAAAUGUGAGAAUAAUUGAUCGUCAAUGGCUAGCGUUAUGGCCCCGCGUGCCAAGAGCGUUGACCUGUGGUAUAAUUAGCAACUGUCAAAAAACUACGGCGUCUAAUGUAAUCAUCAUUAACGGCUUACAACAGGGCCAAGCAUCCUUAUAGUAAAAGUCAUAUGGAGCAUAGACCCACAACGCUACUCCAUUGCGGGUUGGCGGGCUACCUCAUCUAAUAAUGAUGUUUAUUUAAUGACAAGAGUCAUAUUAUUCUGUAUAUGUAUGUAAAUAUGAAAAAUGUUGAUGUUUGUAAAACCAUUGCGAUGUAUCGGUACGUCUUCCUUAUUUGUUUCAUGUAUAGCUAUUAUAUAAGUUAAAUUAUUAUUGACAGAAAAUGAAUAAAUGUUCAAAAUUG